GUGGCGGCUGACAUGGAUCUUCUCUUCCUCUGCCCCUUCCUGCUGGUGCUGCUGCUGUCCCGGGGCAGCUUCACUGACCUGGAGAAACAGAGGGUGGACUCUGGCUUGGAGAUCUAUAAGAAGCUGUUUGAGGUGAAGCGCAAGGACCAGAUGAAUGCGCUGAAGAACCUGAUCGAGCUCAACGACAUCAACCAGCAGUACAAAAUCAUUGACAUCAUGCUCAAGGGACUCUUCAAGGUGCUAGAGGACUCCCGGGCUGUGCUCAUUGCUGCUGAUGUGCCUCCCGAUGGACCUUUCCCUCAGGAUGAGAAGAUAAAGGAUGCGUAUUCCCACGUGGUGGAGAACACGGCCUUCUUCGGGGACGUCGUCCUGCGCUUCCCCAAGAUCGUGCACCACUACUUUGACCGCAAUUCCAACUGGAACAGCCUCAUCCGCUGGGGCAUCGGCUUCUGCAACCUGACAGGCGUGUUUGAACAGGGACCCCACUCACAGGUCCUGGGGCUGAUGGCUCAGGAGCUGGGAAUCAGUGAGAAAUCACCCGAUUACCGCAAUCCCUUUAAAAUGGAGCACUCCGAGUUUUUCCCCAGCGCCGACACCUUCCAGAAGGCGCUGCGGGAGGAGGAGAAGCGGAGGAAGAAGGAGGAGAAGCGGAAGGAGAUCCGCAAGGGCCCACGCAUAUCCCGCUCUCAGUCGGAGCUGUAGCUCCCUCUCGGAGGCCUUGGGCCGG
Molecule: messenger RNA, 727 nt
Organism: Nestor notabilis (Kea)
Lineage: Eukaryota; Metazoa; Chordata; Aves; Psittaciformes; Psittacidae
Gene: CCDC134
Product: coiled-coil domain containing 134
Exons: 6
Coding region: 13-702 (229 amino acids)
Source: RefSeq, a predicted model, not a curated record